AUGAACCUCCGAUCGUUACUGGCGUUAUGCGCUGGGUAUCUGAGUGUCUCUGUGGACGCGGCACCGUCUAGCCCUGGCUCCGACUUGCUCUCAGUAGUGAGCCCGCGUGCAAACUGCGUGCCUAGCCAACUUUCGAGCGACACAUGGAAGAAGGAGGGCGUCGACAGCUUCUUGGCCAACGCCGCGAAACAUUACACAGAAUACUCCUCCGAUAAUGUGCAGGCUCUAGGUGCAUACUUGGGCGCCCCUAACUUCUUUUGCGGGGGCUGGAACAAUUACGUCAACAAUCUCAACCUCGCUGUAACCUACGCCGCCACCAUCCUAAGCCUGAAACUCGCAAAGGUAGUCAACGACCUGUGGCCAGCAAAGAAGGACAACGUCACCCCCAUGAAGCAGUUUCUCGCAUGGGUCAACGGAAUCCUAAACGCCUUCCCAACAACAGCAGCACUCGGCGCCACCGCGGGCAGCAUCGCCAGCACCGUUCAAGGUGGCAACAUUAUUGCGGGUGGGAUGAUGCUCGCGCCCAGCGCGGGCGGCCAGUUCCUGCGAUGGAGCGACCUGUCGAGCCAGAUGGGCGGCAAAGUCGACGAGUACAAGCAGGCGAUCGGAACGUACGCGAAAAAGGUCAUUGACGCGCCCAUCGACAACCCGACGUGGGGCAUCAACAAGGUCCUGAGCGGCGGCGGCUUCCUCUCCCGCCAGACGAACAUCACGCAGGACGAUUUCGACACGUGGAUGUACAAGACUGUCAGCGUGAACGCCAUGGCUUUGCUGAUGCAGGCGCAAAAUGUGUACAUUAUCCGCACUUUCAACAAGACGGCGUGCGAUGACUCGUCUGCUGCUAUCCUGUGCAGGCAGGAGACGAACAGCAAGUGGACUGAGUGGAGGUUCCAGAGGCAUGACAGCGAUGAUGAUGUACCUGAGCACCGGCUUGCCGAGAAGCUUAUACAGACGUAUGGGCUUACCAAGGAGGAGAUCUUGAAGGGGCCUGCGGACUGCUUUGAUAAGCAUGAUUAUGAGCAGCUGACGAACCCGUGGGAGACUGUGUCGGAGAAGGGUGUCGGCUUGGAGCCUGUGCAGUUGUGCAACUUUAAUGUUAAUGUCUGUAACAUGGACGCGGCGGAGGGGGGUGAAUAUGGGCCUACUGAUGUGUAUGAGCCUGGGCAUUCGGAUUGGAUGUGUGAGCUGCAAGGAAUUACAUGGACUUAA
Colletotrichum fioriniae is the source of this 1209-nucleotide messenger RNA. The record is from RefSeq and is a predicted model, not a curated record. Lineage: Eukaryota; Fungi; Ascomycota; Sordariomycetes; Glomerellales; Glomerellaceae.